Symbiodinium natans is the source of this 161-nucleotide messenger RNA. The record is from the annotation of a GenBank genome assembly. NCBI's taxonomy places the organism in Eukaryota, Dinophyceae, Suessiales, Symbiodiniaceae.
AUGUUCCACGAGCACGACGCGCUGCGCUUCAUCCCGGGACGCGAGAGUCAGCAAACUGAGCCAGACGUCGACGAUGAGGCGCUCGAAGACGUCAUCAAGAGCAGGUUCAGAAAGUUUGUGGUCGAUUUCCAGUACUUCAAUGAUUCGAAGGGCAUCGACCA